GCUGGAGUUGGAGAGUUUUCCGGGUGUUAGCAGCUGCCGUUGGGUCUGCUGCUCCUGUCGUUCAUGUCCGAUUUAUGGAUUCCUGUCUUCGGUUCGGCCUCUUGGGCCGCUCUCUACUUCUCUUCCUGGCGGUGGCCGUUGCUGUAGCCCAGGGGCAGCCGCUCCCCGAGGCUCCGGCUUCGGCACCGCCCGAGGCCGCCUGUGUCCGCGGGGUGAAGCCGAUCGCAGCGGCCGGCUCGCCGGCGGGAGGAGGCGGCGGCUUGGAAGCGGUGGUGGAGGACGAUGAGGCGGAGGAGAGUGAUACGAGCGGGGAAGAUCAGCUCAGAUUCCUUACUCUGAUUGUAUCUGCUGGCAGAUCCCUGGUUAUUGUAAGUAUGAUGGAUGGUCGCAUUGCAGCAUUGGAUCCAGAGAAUCAUGGAGUCAAGCGCUGGGAGCUUGAUGUGGGUGCUGGUUCUUUAGUCUCAGCCAGUCUCAGCAAACCUGAGGUCUUUGGGAAUAAAGUAAUAAUUCCAUCCCUGGAUGGAGACCUUUUCCAGUGGGACAGAGACCGGGAGAGCAUGGAGACUGUUCCUUUUACAGUGGAAUCCCUGCUGGAAUCUUCCUACCGAUUUAGUGAUGAUGUGGUCUUGGUUGGAGGGAAGUCACACACAAGCUAUGGGUUGGAUCCGUAUACUGGAAAGAUGCGAUAUAUUUGCUCGGCAGCAGGGUGUCGCCGCUGGGAAGAGGAAACUACUGAGCAGGAUUCGGGCAUCUUGCUGCUGCAGCGUACGCAGAAAACUGUCAGGGCUGUGGGACCUCGAUCUGGUGCUGAGAAAUGGAACUUCAGUGUUGGGCACUACGAGCUAAGGUUUAUUCGAGAUGCAGCAACGACUAUCAACUACAUUGAGAGUAGCUCCACUGCUAGCAGCAAGAAUGGUCAAUCGGCGACAUUCGCUGAAUGGGACCAGGGUACCACUGUGAAAGAUCGCGUCAUAAAAGUCUCUGUGUCGGACUGGAAGGUGAUGUCUUUUAGCAGUAAACGAGGUGGCCAACUGGAGUGGGAACACCAGUUCUGUACUCCAGUGGCAUCUGCCUGGUUGGUGGAGGAUGGGGAAGUGAUCCCGGUCAGCCUGUUUGACGAUGCCAGCUAUUCUGCUAGCCGCAGCAGUGAGGUAGAAGAUGAGGAAGAUCUGGUGGAGGCCGCAAGAGGAGCUGCAGAGACGUCCGAGUCUGGAGUCUAUCUCGGCAUGUACAAGGGACAGCUGUACAUGCAGUCAUCUGUCAGGUUAUGUGAAAAAUUCCCAUUGAUGCCCCCCCUUGAGGACUACGGGGACAACCAAGUUGCGUCCUUGCCUAAUGUCAGAUGGAAGCCUCUAAUCCAUUCACCAGCUAGAACACCAGCAUUGAUUCGGUCGGAUGAGCAUGAUAAAUGUCUCAGCAAUGACAGACGCUCUCAUGAUGAAUAUAGUAAUGGAGCUUUGUCAAUUUUACAGUAUCCGUAUGAUAACGGUUUUCAUUUGCCUUACUAUGUGCGAGAGAAAAACAAGCGUGGCACCCAGGUUUCCAUCAAAUACUUUGACUCAACAAGGACCAAAAAGAAAAUCACAAGGAAGGACCCCAUUCUCCUGCUGGAAUGGUGGAGGGAAAUUGCUUUCACCAUCCUUGGCUGCAUUGUUGCAACGACUUAUGUGGUCCAUAAAUUCAUCCGAUAUCCAGCUUCAGUCAUGAAAAGGGAAGAAUUGGAGUCUCUGUGUCGGACUAACAGCACAAGUGAGGUGCCUGUGGGAGAAGUUAAGGUUGAUUUGAUGAAUUGCGGUGGGACUGCUGACUACGUGUCCAGAUGCCUUACUGACUUUGAAUUGGUCCAGUGUCUUGGCCGUGGAGGAUUUGGUGUUGUGUUCGAGGCAAAAAACAAAGUUGACGAUUGUAAUUACGCUAUCAAGAGGAUACGACUCCCGAAUCGAGAUCAAGCACGGGAGAAGGUGAUGCGGGAGGUGAAGGCACUGGCUAAACUGGAGCAUCCGGGCAUCGUCCGCUAUUUCAACGCCUGGCUGGAGACACCACCUGAAGGCUGGCAGGAGGAGAUGGACAAGCAACUGCUCAAAGAUGAAGGCACCGAUUGGCCUGUGAGUUCUCCAGAUGUUCCCUCUGUAAACCGCCUAAAGCUUCCUACUGCAGCAACCUGUUUGGGUAGUUCAUCUUCAGUGAAGUUUAGUUCCUACUCUGUAAUCACUGCCAAUCAGACAUCAUCUUCUGAGCCAUGUGUGUGUUUGGACCUGCCUACAGACUUCAGCCAGUCUCUGGAACAGCCCCUGUGUUACCAGGAUAGUCUUAUAUCUGAGCGUGGAAGUGAAGGCAUUUCUGAGCUGGCACGUUCCUUUGAAUCAUUCCCUUCAGCUGCUGGCAGUCUUGUGAAGGAGGACAGGACCACAUCCUUCGACGUGGUGUUUGAAGAUUCUGGCUGUGACCAAGCAUCUGAGCAUACACUGGACUUGGCGCCAUUGUGUCACAAUAGAAGCAGUGGUGGGAGGCAAACUACCGUUUCUCGGGAAAAGACGACAAGUGGAACUGCGGGUCUGGUUUCCAGUGAUGCUUUAUCGCGUUCUCCACCAAGACCCACAUCACUAAAUCUGGGCCAGUGUCAAGAACCAGGGGAGAAAGCAAAAUCAAACUCACCUAAAGUUUACUUGUACAUUCAGAUGCAACUCUGCAGGAAAGAGACUCUGAAAGACUGGAUGAAUGGCCGAUGUCAGAUUGAGGACCGGGACCGGACUGAGUGUUUAAAAAUAUUUUUACAGAUGGCGGAUGCUGUCUACUUCUUGCACACCAAAGGAUUAAUGCACAGAGAUCUUAAGCCUUCAAAUAUUUUCUUUACUUUGGAUGAUGUGGUGAAAGUGGGUGACUUUGGGCUAGUCACUGAAAUGGACCAAGAGGAAGAAGAGGGAUCCAUACUUACACCAAUGCCAGUGUAUGCUAGACACACAGGGCAAGUAGGCACUAAGCUCUAUAUGAGUCCAGAGCAGAUAUCUGGAAAUACUUACUCUCACAAAGUGGACAUCUUUUCUUUGGGCCUGAUCCUGUUUGAAUUGUUAUAUCCCUUCAGUACACAAAUGGAGAGAGUUCAGACAUUAACAGAUGUAAGAAAUUUGAAGUUCCCCUCUUUAUUUCUUGAGGACUAUCUUCAGGAGCAUGAAAUGGUGCGGCAAAUGCUUUCUCACGAGCCAGCGGAACGUCCAGAGGCUGUGGACAUUGUCAACAACCCAUUCUUCGAGAGCUUUGACAUUCCUGAAAGGCAGCUGCUGAGGCAGAGGUCACGGACACUCAGCUGCAAUGGAGUUAAGGCUGUGAGGGCAUCUGUUUCAUAACAGUGGACGUCAUCUGCUCAGCCUGCAGGUUCUUGAUCUCUGACACUUUCCAUUUCCAUUGUUACAAUGCAAUCAGUAUUUGAGAAAGAUGUCAAGGCACGUUCUGACCACUUUUACUUUGAAAACAUUGUCAAAGGUCUUCAGGACCAAGUGAUGUGAUACUAAAGCCUCUCACCACGUUUUCUACUAUACAUUCAAACUGAAUCUUAACAUUUUUAAGAAAAUGUCUCUGCUCGGAGGAUUAUGUAUUUGAAAUAACAGGUGCAGAUAUACUGAUUUGAGGGCUCAUUUUGUCUAGUGCACCACAGUUUCAGUUAAUUCUAUUCUAUAAGCACAUACUGUGCACUCCUCUUGUGGCUGCACGUGCACAGUAGAUCAGAUGCAUGCAUUUCAAAAGAAAGUGAAAACUGGAAUUUAGUUUGUGAAGAGGGAUGUUUGAUGCUCGUCGUGCUCCUAACUUCUUUGCAUCCUUAUGUCUAAAGGCAUUUGUCCAGCUUUCAACUGUAAGCCUGUAUUUUUAGAAACUGAAUCAAUACUGCAAUGUGGAUUUGAAAGCAAUACCUGCCCCUCAACCACAUAUCUUUGGGAAUUGGCCUGACUGGACAUGGUGAAUGCUGAAGUUUAAAAUGUAUUUAUAGUGCUGUGAGGGCACAAUAGCAUAAAUAUAUCUACUAUUAAUCAUGCUGUGCAAAUUUCAUAGUGAGAGG
Molecule: messenger RNA, 4051 nt
Organism: Hemiscyllium ocellatum (epaulette shark)
Lineage: Eukaryota; Metazoa; Chordata; Chondrichthyes; Orectolobiformes; Hemiscylliidae
Gene: eif2ak3
Product: eukaryotic translation initiation factor 2-alpha kinase 3
Exons: 17
Coding region: 75-3344 (1089 amino acids)
Biological process (GO): protein phosphorylation
Molecular function (GO): ATP binding; protein kinase activity; protein binding
Source: RefSeq, a predicted model, not a curated record